Messenger RNA from Neurospora tetraspora, 2118 nucleotides. RefSeq names its product Sodium/hydrogen exchanger family-domain-containing protein. Gene Ontology annotation, cellular component: plasma membrane. Gene Ontology annotation, molecular function: sodium:proton antiporter activity. Lineage: Eukaryota; Fungi; Ascomycota; Sordariomycetes; Sordariales; Sordariaceae. Bases 118 to 2091 code for a protein of 657 amino acids. The transcript has 2 exons. The record is from RefSeq and is a predicted model, not a curated record. Gene Ontology annotation, biological process: regulation of membrane potential; sodium ion export across plasma membrane; proton export across plasma membrane.
CUCCAUCUAGAUAUCAAAACAAGCUUUACGAUUUACGAUCAUCGUCUUGGCUUGAACUUGACUUUGGUGAGACAAGAGUCUCGGAACUCUCAGCUGUCUUGGACGACCGAUUUCAAAAUGCCAGCCUUAGCUAUCACUAACUUCAACAUUGUGUUGAGCGUCCUGGGAGGAUGGAUCUCUCUCUUCGGGCUGGUCUCAUACCUCUGCAAGGAGAGCUACUACAUGUCUGAAGCCUUCAUCUCCCUAUUGGUAGGCGUUGCUUUCUCCCCGCGCGCCGCCAACUUCAUCCGUCCUCUCGCCUACGCCGACUAUGACCCCAUCGCCUUGCAGGAAAUCACCCUCGCUUUCUCCCGUCUUGUCCUAGGCGUACAGCUUGUCCUCGCCGGCGUCCAACUUCCUAGCAGAUACCUGCAUCAACAAUGGCGCCCACUCUCCAUGCUUCUUGGUCCUAUCAUGUUCAUGAUGUGGAUCGCAACCAGCCUGCUCGUCUGGGCUCUCAUACCCAGCUUCGGUCCCAACGGCAUGGGUUUCCUGAAGGCACUGGUUAUCGGCUCGUGCGUGACACCCACGGACCCGGUUCUCUCCAACGUCAUCGUCAAGGGCCGGUUCGCCGAUCACAAUGUACCCAAGGAGCUGCAGCGGAUUAUCGUCGCCGAGUCGGGCGCCAACGACGGACUCGGCUACCCCUUCCUCUUUUUUGCCCUGUACCUGAUCAAGUACAUGGGACACGACUACCCCGGCGACGGCGCGGGCGCCGGCAGGGCCAUGGCGCUCUGGUUCUGCGAGACGUGGGUCUACACCAUCAUCCUGUCCAUCGUGUACGGCGCCGCGGUCGGCUGGAUUGCCAAGGAACUGCUCCACUGGGCCGAGGAGCGCAAGUUCGUCGACCGCGAGAGCUUCCUCGUCUUCGCCAUCUCGCUGGCGCUCUUCAUCACGGGCACGUGCGGCAUGAUCGGCAGCGACGACGUGCUCGCGUGCUUCAUCGCGGGAAACGUGUUCACAUGGGACGACUGGUUCCGGCUGGAGACGCUCGACGACUCGCUGCAGCCGACUAUCGACAUGCUGCUCAACGUCACCAUCUUCAUGUGGUACGGCGCCGUGUGCCCCUGGGAGAUGUUUCUGCGCAACGGCGUGGGCGUGCAGAUCUACCGGCUCAUCGUGCUCGGGAUCCUGGUCCUCUUGCUAAGACGCUUGCCGUGGGUGUUCAUCGCGCACAAGAUCCCCUGGGGCCGCAAGGUGAUCCCCCAGAUCGAGGGCGCUAAGCAGGCCAUCUUCGUGGGCUUUUUCGGGCCCGUGGGCGUCUCGGCCAUCUUUUACCUGUACAUCACGCUCGAGUUCUUGAGAGGUAUGGACGGCCCCGACGGGAAGCCGCGCGAGGACGUCAAAGAUUUGGCGGAGACGGUCACGGUGGUGGUCUGGUUCAUGGCCAUCUGCAGCGUCGUCGUUCACGGCCUAAGCAUCCCUGUAGGUAAACUCGGCGUCCAUCUCCCUCGCACGCUAUCCAAGGGUCUCAAGAGCGGUGCCGCGUCGCCUUCGCGCUCGGUUAUUCUCCCGGACUCCAGACGCUCUAGCGGCGGACCGUUGCCAUCGUUCAACAUUGGCGACAGGGUCAACUCCUUCAUCACUGGCAUGAGACCUGGGUGGGUAAGGCCUGCUGAGAGGCGAACCCAUGACGAGCACGGGCACGAUGCAGAGAGACAUGGUGAAGCCGCCGAAGACAGUCAGCAAGGGAUCCCGUUGACGCGUCCCUUCUACAGAACUGGUGGAACCAUCAUUCGCAAUCCUCCUGCCUCUGGUACCGGUGCUGUUGAAUCAGAGGCACAAGGUGUUGCGGCUGUGGGUGACGUUGAAGGGCCAUCUCAAUCUCAGUCCCGGCCUGAUACUACUUCUGCCAACUCUAGCAAUACGACUCUUGAUGACGGCAGGCGUGGAAGAGGUGUCUCGGCCACACCGGCGGCUCGCGAGGCAGCGGCUUCAAAGUCUCACAGCCGAGCGCCGGGGCGGUCUAUUCGGUUCCCGGACGAUAACAGCCAGGGUGUUGGGAGCGCGCCGACGCUUGUUGGUGAAAACACUGCUAGUAUCAAACACUAGGCAUGCUGGGCUGGUCGGAUCAUGUCG